CAACGUUGCAUGUUCGCUGCCUCGUAAUCAGUCGAUGGUGCCAGCCCCGCUGGCUCCCGUCAUGAAAUCCGCAGUUCCCUCGGGCAGGGUUUUCGGAUCGAAGGUUGUGCGAGACCGGCUGCUCCAAAUAUGCAACGGUUGAAAUGCUGAGGAGUACAACGUGUGGUUGCGCGCCUUGUCAUAUUCUGUCGGUGCUGGCUCGAGGGAAGCCAGUAAGCUGCUGUUGCCCCGACGUGCAGAUUCCCAGUCGCCUCGCAUCACAGCAGGAAGCAGUCAUGGCCUCGAUGUUCACCCGCUUCGUGGAGCCGGGCCGCCUGGCGCUGAUCACGUACGGGCCCUGCGCAGGUAAGAUGUGCACUAUCGUGGACAUCGUUGACCAGAAGCGUGUCGUUGUCGACGGGCCCGAGGCCGUCACCGGUGUGGUCCGGCACAUGAUGCCCGUGAAGCGCCUGAGUCUCACCGACUUCAAGGCUAAGAUCCCGCGGGGCGCUCGCGAGAAGACGCUGAAAAAGGCGCUUGAGAAGGACGACGUCAUGGGCCAGUGGGCUGCCACAUCAUGGGCCAAGAAAGUGAAGGCAAAGGAGACUCGCGCGGCGAUGUCUGACUUUGACCGCUUCAAGCUGAUGGUUGCUAAGAAGAAGAGGGCGGCUGUGGUCAAGAAAGCGCUGAAGAAGAAGUGAGCGCGGAGGCCGCCGCAGACUUCUGGGGCCCGGGCGAUGACCGGCGGCUCGCCGAAGGAGGCAGUGCAAGGGAGGGAAGGGAUAGGCGGCGAAUUCCGAACCCUGCCCUCGCCGAUCAGGGCGGGGGUAGGGUUCGGAAUUCGGCGAACGCGUGGCGAAAUCUGACGAUGCUCCCGCCUCCCAUCGAUUCAGGAGAACCGAUGGUGGGGGGGGCAGGGUUCGCACGUCGCUACCGCAGGGAAGCAUCAGGGGCGGCGCGAUCAACCCCUGGGGCGCCGAUCCUCACCGUGACGACCCGCACCGCUUCGCCCCAAGACGCGGGCAGGCGGCCGGAGGGGAGCUUCGGGGGUGAGCGGCCCGUCGCGGAAGGGGCUCGCCGCGCAAGGGGC
This is a messenger RNA of Prorocentrum cordatum, 1069 nucleotides long. The record is from the annotation of a GenBank genome assembly. NCBI's taxonomy places the organism in Eukaryota, Dinophyceae, Prorocentrales, Prorocentraceae.